Messenger RNA from Microcebus murinus (gray mouse lemur), 7136 nucleotides. Lineage: Eukaryota; Metazoa; Chordata; Mammalia; Primates; Cheirogaleidae. The record is from RefSeq and is a predicted model, not a curated record.
AUAUAAUUGAAGUUGUUUUAAGUUUAAAAUAAUAUACUAUAUUUUAUGUAAGUGUCAUAAUAACCAAAAAAGGAAAAACUUGUAACAGAUACACAAAAUAUUGGGAGAAAGGAAUCAAAUCAUACCAUGACAAAAGUCUUUAAAUUGCAUAGGAAUAUAGCAAGAGAGGAAGACAAGAAGAAUAGAUCUACAAAUAGUCAGAAAACAAUGAAUAAAAUAGCUAUUUUGUUAUAGUUUACCUGUCAGUAAUCGCUUUAAAUGUAAAUGGAAUGGCUUGAAUUCUUUAAUCAAAAGACGUGGAGUAACUGGAUGUAUAAAAAAACAAAACAAAACCAAGGUCCGGUGGUUUGCUACCCACAAGAGACUCACUUUUAAGGACACACACAGGCUGAAAGAUGAAGGAAUGGAAAAAGAUAUUCCAGGCAAACAGUAACCAAAAGAAAGCAGUAUUUACAUCAGGCAAAAUACAGUUUCAAUCAAAAAUGAUCAUAAGAGACAACGAAGGUCAUUAUAUUAUGAGAAAGGGGUCAAGUCAUCAAGAAGUUAUAAAUUAUAAAUAUUUAUGCACCCAGUAUUAGAGCAUCUAAAUGUAUAAAGUAAGAACAGAGCUGAAAGGAAAAAUAAAUAGCAGUACAAUAACAGGAAGGGACUUUAACAUCCCACUGUCAACAAUAGAUAGAUCAUGCAGACAGAAAAUCAAUAAGGAAAGAGCAGAUUUUAACAACACUAUAGACCCAGUGGAUCUAACAGACAUACACAGAACAUUCCUGUCUAACAGCAGCAUAAUACACAUUUUUCCCAAGGGCACAUGGAACGAUUUUCCAGGACAGAUCAUAUGUUAGGCUAUGAAAUAAGUUGUAACAAAUUCAAGAAGUCUGAAAUCAUUUCAAGUAUCUUUUUUAAUCACAAUGAUAUGAAACUAAAAAUGGAUAAUAGGAAGAAAAUUGGAAAAUUCCCAAAUGCAUGUAAAGUAAACAACACAUUCCUGAACAGCAAAUGGAUCAAAGAAGAAAUCAAAAAGGGAAAUAAAAAAAAAAAUCUUGAGAUUUUUCUUUAUAUUUUACCAUACACCACCACUUAGGAGAUACAGCACAAGCAGUUCUGAGAGAGUAGUUUAUAGUGAGACAUGUCUACAUUAAGACAAGAAAAAUUUCAGAUAAACAACCUAGCUUUACAUUUCAAGGAACUAGAAAAAGAAAAACAAACUAGGCACAACAUCAGCAGCAGGAAAGACAUAAUAAAGAUUAGAGAGGAAAUGAGUAAAGACUAGAAAAACAAUAGAAAAGAUCAAUGAAACCAAGAGUUGGUUCUUUGAAAAGAUGAACAAAUAUUGGCAAAUCUUUAACCAAGUGGGGGAUGGGUGGAGAGAGAAGACUCAAAUAAAUGAGACUAUAAAUGAAAGAGGAGACAUUACAACUGACACCAUGGAAUUACAAAGGAUCAUGAGGGACUACUAUGAACAAUUAUACGCCAAUAUAUUUGUUAGCCUAGAAUAAAUGAAUUCUUAGGAAUAUACAACUUUCUGAGACUGAAAAAUGUAGAAAGAGAACAUCUGAACAGAUCAAUAAUGAGUAAGGAGAUUGAAUCAGUCACCGAAAACCUCCCAACAAAGAAAAGCCUGGGAGCAAAUGGCUUCAUGGGUGAAUUCUACCAAACAUGUAGAGAAUUAAUGCCAGUCCUUCUCAAACUUUUCCAAAAAAUUGAAGAGGAAGGAUUACUUUCAAACUCAUUUUACGAGGCCAGCAUAACACUGACAGCAAAACCAGAUAAGGACACUACAAGAAAAGAAAUUUACAGGCUAAUAACUCUGAUGAACAUAGAUUGCUUCAAUAUUCUGUCUUUUCUUUGGCUUUCAACAGUUUGAUUGUGAUGUGUCUAGGUGUGGAUCUUUUAAAGUUUUUCCGACCUGGAGUUCUUUGAGCUUCUUGGAUGUGCAUAUUAAUGCUUUUCAUUGAAUUUGCAACGUUUUCCACCAUUAUUUAUUCAGAUCAUCUUCUGUCCCUUUUUAUCACUCCUAUUUUUCUGGGACUUCUAUUAGGAAUAUUUUGCUGUGCUUGAUGAUGUUUCAUAGGUCUCUGACAGUUUCUUCAUUUUUUUUUUCAUUCUUUUUUCUUUCUGUACCUUAGACCAAUCUCAGUUAGUCUUCCAGCUGAUGCCGGUUUGACAGUACUGCUGCUCUGAGUUCAGCAGGGCUGACCUUUCCAGACCAAGCUGUGUCUGUUUCUGAAAGCUUGAUGUCAUGUGCUGGGAGGUAAAGAUUUGCUCAUUAGAGCAUGUGGCAGAAGACAACCUGCUUCAUAUUCCUCAGUGGAAUCCACCAAGUCGAUGUCUUGUUUCAUCAUCUGCGUUGGGUAUUGAAUCAUGGGGAGGAAGCUGGACCUGUCUGGUUUGACUGAUGAUGAAACAGAGCAUGUUCUCCAGGUGGUGCAGAGAGACUUCAAUCUUCGCAAAAAAGAAGAAGAACGACUAAGCGAGCUGAAGCAGAAGUUGGAUGAGGAAGGCAGCAAGUGCAGCAUCCUCUCGAAGCACCAGCAGUUCGUGGAGCACUGCUGCAUGCGCUGCUGCUCGCCCUUCACCUUCCUUGUCAACACCAAGCGCCAGUGUGGGGACUGCAAGUUCAACGUCUGCAAGAGCUGCUGCUCCUACCAGAAGCAUGAGAAGGCCUGGGUCUGCUGUGUCUGCCAGCAAGCGAGGCUUCUGAGGACCCAGUCUCUGGAAUGGUUCUACAAUAAUGUGAAGAGCCGCUUCAAGCGCUUUGGCAGUGCCAAGGUCCUUAAGAACCUGUACAGGAAACACCGGCUGGAGAGUGGGGCAUGCUUCGACAUUCUAGGAGGAAGCUUUUUUGAGUCAAACCUGGAGAAUGAAGGAAGCAUUUCUGGCAGUGAUUCAACAUUUUACAGACAAUCAGAAGGACAUAGUGUGAUGGACACCUUGGCUGUGGCCCUGCGGGUGGCUGAAGAGGCCAUCGAGGAAGCAAUUUCCAAAGCAGAAGCCUAUGGGGACAGCCUGGACAAGCAGAACGAGGCCAGUUACCUGCGGGACCACAAGGAGGAGCUAACUGAGGAGCUGGCCACAGCCAUCUUGCAGAAGAUCAUAAGAAAACAGAAGAGCAAAAGCGAGCAGCAAGUGGAAGAAGAGCCGGAGUGGCCACAGCCCCAGAGCUGCAGCGCCAAGGCCCCAGAUGAAGGGACCACAGUGGGCCUGGGAGGCCGCCGAGCUUCCGCCACCCUCUGGCGGUCCCAGUCUGCGUUCUCGAUCACCGGAGAAGAUGCCCUGAAGACCUCUUCGCUGGGGGCGGCGUCAAGGCCACCGAGGGACCAGGGCCAGCACCCGAGGGAGGAGCCUGCUCUGCCCGGCUGGAAGAGCGUGGACAGACUGGACGAAACAAACCUGGCCCCAGUCUUGCAGAGCCCCGAUGGGAACUGGGUGGCCCUGAAGGAUGGCGCUCCGCCCCCCACCCGCCUGCUGGCCAAACCCAAGAGUGGGACGUUCCAGGCCCUGGAGGUGGCCUCCAGUGUGGCGUCUGCCUAUGACGAGAUGGGCUCCGACAGCGAGGAAGACUUCGACUGGAGUGAGGCCUUGAGCAAGCUGCGCCCGAAGUCCCGGGGCCUGCCCAGGAACCCGCAGCCUCAGCCCACGCAGGCCCAGGGCUGUGACCAAGGCCCCUUAGCCGCGUCCCCCUCCUCUGGGCUCUCCCCCAAUCCCGAGGCCAUGUGCUCUGACUCAGAGACCUCCUCGGCAGGCUCUUCCCGGGAGGCUGGGCGCAGGGCCAGACUGUCCUGGUUGCAGAGGAAGGCCCCCAGGACCCCUGCAGCUGAGAAGAUGCGCAUACAGGGGGAGCUGGACGUGAACUUCAACCCCCAGGUGGCCAGCGGGGAGACCUCAGACAGCAGCGAGCCAGAGGAGGCCCUCCACGCUGCAGACCGCCGGGCCAGGAGGUGGAGGAGGGCCCGAGUGGGCUCGGAGGAGCCAAGCAAGGAGCCACCUUCCCCCAGCGCCCAUCAGGACCAGGACAUACAUCAGGUGCUGGUUGAUUUGCUGGAGGCUGACAUCAGCAGUGGGGCUCGGCACCCCCGGACUCCCACAGACACCGCGGAGGAGAAACUGAGAAACAGGUUGUAUGAGUUAGCGAUGAAAAUGAGUGAAAAGGAGACUUCUUCAGGGGAGGAUCAGGAGUCCGAACCCAAGACGGAAUCUGAGAACCAGAAGGAAAGUCUGUCCUCUGAGGACAACAGCCAGAGCGUCCAGGAAGAGCUGAAGAAGGAAAAAAGAGAAGCUUUAGCUGUCCACUUAGAGCUACAGCUCUUAUCCACAGUGCUUGAACAGAAGUAUUCUGCUGUUUCUCUCUGCAACAUCUCCACAGAAGUCCUGAAAGUUAUCAACGCCACAGAGGAGCUGAUAGCAGAGUCUACGGGGCCCUGGGAGUCCCCACCAGCCCCUCCUGACAGAGAGAAGGGGACAUUUCCUCUUGGGACAGACCAAGUGAGACUGGACGAGCAGCUGACUUCCCUGGAAGAAAACGUGUACCUGGCAGCAGGCACCGUGUACGGCCUGGAGAGCCAGCUGACUGAGCUGGAAGAUGCUGCCCGCUGCAUCCACAGUGGCACCGAUGAGACCCAACUGGCAGAUCUGGAGGACCAGGUGGCCACGGCUGCAGCCCAGGUCCACCAUGCUGAGCUCCAGAUUUCUGAUAUCGAGAGCCGGAUUUCAGCCCUGACCAUCGCAGGAUUAAACAUAGCACCGUGUGGGCGCCUCACAAAAAAACGGGCUGAGAAGCAAAGGAACCAGGUACAAACCAUAGACACAUCAAGGCAGCAGAGGAGGAAAUUGCCUGCUCCGCCAGUGACAGCUGAAAAAAUUGAGACAUCUUCAGUGACCACCAUUAAAACAUUUAACCGCAACUUCAUUCUCCAAGGCUCCUCAACGAACAGGACUAAAGAAAGGAAAAGCACCACUAAGGAUUUGAUGGAGCCCACGCUGGAGUCAGCUGUGAUGUAUUAACGCCAUGGAACUCCACUGCCAGUGACCCACUGCCUCGGCCGUACACGACAGUGCCUUGACCCAACAGCCAUCGAUUACUGUACGGAUUCCCACCUGAGGAGAAGGCCUGGGGAGCCGCAGGGCACCGUCACAGGGCUGUCCUGAUACCUCACCCAGAAAGCCGUCUCAGACUUGAGCAUCGCGGUCUUGCCCACUCUCUGCCUUAGGCUCCCAGGGGAAUCCAAGACAGAAAAACCAAGACGCUGGCUUCCAACAACAGAGCUCCACAUUCAAAAGAUGCAUCUUUUCCCUGUUCGCUUUGCUACUGUGUGUUGACUUUAAGAUCUUUGUUUUUGUUUUUUGUUUUAAUCCCUUUGAUUCGACUAGAAUUUCACGUCAAUAAUUUGUCCGAGGGAAAAUUGUUGGGAGGGGGUGGAGGGAAGGAAAGGGGGGGUUACUAUUGAAUUCAUCAUCAAUGCUUAUUAAUCUCUCGCAAGCAUCUUUGUCUUAUAAAUGCUAAGGGAAAAGCCAGCCCCUGCAGUCAGCACGAGGGACAGUCUAAUUUGGGGACUGCUCCCCAGCAAGGCUGCAGGUCUCCCUUCAGCCACCUGCUUCCUGCUAAGCCUUAGCUCACUGCGCUACCAAUUGUCCUUCCCAUUGCUUUGCAGUCACCAGCCACAGGAUGGAAAGCUCUGACUCUCCCAUGCCACACCCCCGUGUGAAACAAUGUCUCAUUAAGAAUGUAAGGUUCUUCCAUGGGCUCACUGAGUUUCCCCACUCUGAAGGGGAGAGGGGCUUGAAAAAGACCACCAUUGGUUCAACUUUAGGGCACUGUCCAGAAUCAACACGAUGCAGUUUAGCAAUGACCACAUCUAAAAAAUGAAUUAUUGAAAAAUAUAACCACACGAGAACACUUUUGUCCUCCAAAAUUUAUUCCCCAAUAUAAGUAUUCAUCAAAGUAGCAAAAUGACCUUAAAGAUAAAAAUGCUUAGGGAAUAGGCUUAGACAAUUUACAGGCAUGAGAAAAGCAAGGACAAGUUGUGAAUGUAAUGGACACGAGUUGAUACUAACUCCACGUUUGUGGUCUGUUUGGACCUGUCUCAAAUGCAUGACUAUUCAGAAUGUGCUUAUAAAAGCAAAGGGAACUUGAAUUUUGCUCAGUUGGGCAUUAGCAAUCUUUUUAAAAACUGUUUUCUCCUGAUAUAUUCUGAAUCUGAAGAAGAAGAUGAAAGAUGGGGGGCAAGAGAGUAGUGUGAUUAAUGAGCGUUAAGUGCCUGAUCCGAAGGAGGCCAUGUUCUUCUCAUUUUAGUCCUUACAGCAACCGUAUGCAGUUGUUAUUCCCAUGUCUCAGAUUGGAUAACUAAGGGCCAGAGAGAUUAAUUUGCCAAAGCCACACCUUUAACCUAGUUAUAAUUGGAAUGCCUCACAAAAGCCUAAUUCUGUGUUGUUUUCAACCUCCGUGUUCUUUCGCUGCUAUGUGAUUUGCUGCCAAUUUGUGUGCUAUGAGCCACUCCUGAUGGGGGUCUACAUUUCUUCCAAUAAUACACCUUGCUGAUGCCAUGUAUGUGUUAUCUAACAGAAACAACUCCUCUGAAAUAAGCAAAUCUUUGACUUUCCUGUUGGGGUGAUUCAAAGCAAAACAAGCAACAAAUUUUUAAAAACACAACAACAACAACAAAAAAAAGAUCUGACUUCCAAAUAGAAUGUUUUCUUUAAGAGGCAUGAACAGCAACUAUUGUUGUGUUACAGUGUUAAAAUACUCAGUUUCCUUUGACAAAAACGUGUACUGUGUAAGCCUUGCAAAAACAAAAACGAAAAGAAGAAGAAGCCUGCUCUGUGGCAUUCGAAUUUUUAUAAAGGUUUCCUUGUGCCAAAUAAGUGCAAAGAUUUAAUUUACUAUUAAAAACCAUAAGCAUAUGUUAUAGUUCCAGAAGACUUAUUUUGUCAUCAAGUGAUUUUGAUCUUUAGUGUCAAUAUUUAUAUUUAGAUUAAUUUUUAUAAAUGAAAAUAUUUUAACGGUUUGAGAAAAUGAGGACAACAGGACAGUAUCUUUGAUGACUUCUGAAAGUUCUGCUUCCCUUCAUAUUAUAUGCACAUUGCCAAGAAUUACUGUCAAGAGAAAUGAUAAAGAAGUAAAAGUCAUUUAUGAAAAUAAA